AUGGAAACCCUCCCCGAUCUUCCCCCAAGCACCCGCCUCAGCCCCCUCGUCAUCCGCAUCCUAGGCGGCAACCCAAGCAAAUACACCCUGCAAGGCACAAACACGUACCUCAUCGGGCGCGGCGCGCAGCGCAUCCUGCUCGACACCGGGGAAGGGAAGGCCAUCUGGUCGCAGACUUUACGCCAGACGCUGCGAGACGAGGGCGCGACGGUGGGGAGCGUGCUGCUUUCGCAUUGGCAUGGGGACCACGUGGGGGGAGUGGCGGACGUGAAGGGCUUGGAGGGGUGUGAGGGGGUGAAGGUGUAUAAGAAGGUGCGGCCUGAUGGGCAGCAGUUGGAGAUUGCGCAUGGGCAGGUGUUCCGCACCGAGGGGGCGACGUUGCGUGCUUUUCAUUCUCCGGGGCAUACUGUUGAUCACAUGGCUUUUGUGCUCGAGGAGGAGGAUGCGAUGUUUACGGGGGAUAAUGUGCUGGGCCAUGGCACGGCGGUGUUUGAGGAUUUGAGUGCUUAUAUUGAGAGUUUGGAGGGGAUGAAGGGGCAGUUUGCCGGACGUGCGUAUCCUGGUCAUGGCGAGGUGGUGGAGGAUGGGCGGGGCAAGAUUCGCGAGUAUAUUGCGCAUCGGGCAGAGCGGGAGGAGCAGGUUGCUGCGGUACUGAGGGAGGAUGCGGGCAAACAGGUGGGCGGCAAAGGGAACGAGGAGGGGUGGAGGAGUAUGGGGAUUGUGAAGGUGAUUUACAAGGAGUACCCUGAGCACUUGCAUGCGCCGGCGGAGGGGAGCGUGGUGCAUGUGUUGAUGAAGAUGGAGGCGGACGGCCGGGUGAGGAAGAAUAGGGACGGGACGUGGAGUCUGACGAAGAAAGCGGCGUUGUGA
This is a messenger RNA of Neohortaea acidophila, 870 nucleotides long. RefSeq names its product metallo-beta-lactamase domain-containing protein. The transcript has 2 exons. Gene Ontology annotation, biological process: secondary metabolite biosynthetic process; antibiotic catabolic process. Bases 1 to 870 code for a protein of 289 amino acids. The record is from RefSeq and is a predicted model, not a curated record. Gene Ontology annotation, molecular function: zinc ion binding; beta-lactamase activity. NCBI's taxonomy places the organism in Eukaryota, Fungi, Ascomycota, Dothideomycetes, Mycosphaerellales, Teratosphaeriaceae.